Talaromyces proteolyticus is the source of this 1449-nucleotide messenger RNA. RefSeq lists its product as uncharacterized. Gene Ontology annotation, cellular component: nucleus. The record is from RefSeq and is a predicted model, not a curated record. Gene Ontology annotation, biological process: regulation of DNA-templated transcription; DNA-templated transcription. The transcript is spliced from 5 exons. NCBI's taxonomy places the organism in Eukaryota, Fungi, Ascomycota, Eurotiomycetes, Eurotiales, Trichocomaceae. Gene Ontology annotation, molecular function: zinc ion binding; DNA-binding transcription factor activity, RNA polymerase II-specific; DNA binding. The coding region runs from base 1 to 1449 and encodes 482 amino acids.
AUGAGUGCUCGUCACCGGAAGGACAUUUCUAAGAAAGCUUGUAUGCGAUGUCGCCACCAGAAAAGGCGAUGCGACAGAGCUGUUCCUGAAUGCGGACUCUGCCUAAGACUUCAUCAAACAUGCGAAUACGAAGGACUUGAAUUGCCCCCCUUGGACCUGAGCCGCCUAACUCCGUCACCCUCCCCUAGGGUAGAUCUCCUCAGCUCAGACACGUUGACCCCAAGCCAGGUCAAAGAUACUAUCAUAGAAAAACUCGGAUCAAUCUCGCCUGAGGAAGUUUCCUCUGAAUAUACCCAAUCAAUCGAUCCUUGGUUUCCCAUCAUCUCAUACACAUUACAGGGCCAGCUCCCAUCAUCCUGGAACGAAGCUUCGCUCGAUUUCACAAUUCUAUGCCUCUGCAUUAUUAUGCUUAGUACUAACCCACCUCCCUCUUCAGAAUACAGAGAUAAUCCUUCCAGAUUCAAGGCCUUGUACCUAUGUACCAAAAGUUGGAUUUCGUUGAUCGAAGGUUUUGGUGCCAACUCUCUCGAGCUUGUCCAAGCAAGGAGUUUGGUGACUUUGUUCGAAGUUGCACAUGGCCUCUACCCAGCAGCUUAUAUUUCCAUUGCAGCUACAGUCAGAGCAGCCGAUGCGCUUGGAAUACAUCCUAGUUCACAAACAUCGCCUAUUCACUCUUCAAGCGAUGAGGCAAAGAAGCAAGAGGCAGUAUUUCUCUGGUGCGGAAUCCAUGUUCUAGACAGAUGCAUAGCAAUAGAAUCCGGAUCUCGGCUAUCUCUUACUCGCUUGCUCACUCCCGACAUCCAUGACCUCCUCAAGGAAACAUUCUGCCCUACCCUCCUCGAACGAGAUUGCACAAGUCUUGUCUGCCGACUCUCACGUCUCUUCGAAGCCUCCACCCUACUCGAUAAAAUGCACACCACGCUACAAAAUCCCACCGCGGAGCACAUGUUCAACGUGGAAGAAGUAUUGUUGUUGGUCAACACAUCAAUCAAUCUUCAGACGAUUCUAAUGAAAGAGAUUGGAGAUGAGAAUAAAAUAUAUUCCGGUGGGCUGGAACUUUGCAAUACUGGCUUGCUCCUAGCAUACGAAAACGGCAGUAAAGUCCCUAUUGUUGAUGAAAUAGCUGCGAAUUGCAAUGAAAUAGCUGCAACAUCUCUCACCUCUCUCCUGACCGCCGUAACUACCACAGUUGAACCUUUUGUCAGUGGCGCCGAAACCAUAGAUUUCAGCCGCCUUCCUCCGUUUAUAAUCUUUCUGGUGUAUAAAACUGCAGCGCUAGUAACGGAAAGACUAUUGAUGGGAAUUGAUUCGAAUGAGGGAUUGAAAAGGUUACGAAUUCUAAGGACCUUUUUGCGGAUGGUGAGCGCAAGGUGGUUGUGUUGCGAGCGUUACCUCGAACUUCUCAAUGAUGAUACAACACCGCGGAUUCUGAAAUCUAUAGAGCAAUAG